Messenger RNA from Paramecium octaurelia, 1117 nucleotides. The record is from the annotation of a GenBank genome assembly. Lineage: Eukaryota; Ciliophora; Oligohymenophorea; Peniculida; Parameciidae.
AUGAAGUUUCAUCAGCUGAGACUAAAAGAUGUUUCUUAUUCAAAUACAUAACUUAAACAAGAAGACCGUCAAAUAAAAACAGAAUUCGGAAAUUUAAGCACAUCAAGAGUAAUUAAAGAUUCAAAUAUUUUUAUUAGGCUAAAGGGGCAGUAAUUAAACAAUUUGUUACAGAAGAUAAUGAUACGGGAAGAUCAGGUAAUAAUGAGAAGGAAUUAUUUACGAAGAUGUAAAAUUUAGAAUUUCAGAAUGGAUUAUUUUAAAUGCAGAUGUAAUUUUAAUAUAAAUAGCGAUAAUAGGUAGCAUAUUCACAAAAGAAAGAAUUUAGAAGAUUUUACUAUUAGAUAAUAAUUAACUUAGAUUUAACAGGAUAUUUAGAGUAUUCAAAAUAGAGUGCAAUCUGUCAAAGUAAAUAUUGAUAAAAUAUUCGUUAAGAAUAAAAGCAGUAAAAAGAAAAUCAACUUAAGUUCAUCAUCAAGCAGUAGUGAAGAUGUAGGAAGAUUAGAGAUUGGAUUUAAUUAUCGGAAUAAGUAUUAGUUUAUUAGAAUAAAGCUAGGAUUAAAUGCUUUAAUAAUAUAAAGAAUUAUUUGACGUUUGCAAUGGACACGAAAAAUUGAGUACAUUGUUUUCUAAUUAUUGUGGAAGCAUAAAAACAAUAGAGAUUGAUAUAGUUAAAUAGAAUUUCUCAUUGCUAAUAUAGCAAUUAAUAAAGAUGAUGAUAGAUAUAUUGAAAAAAUUUAACUCAAUAAAGAUUGAUUAAUUAAAGAAUACACCUGAUAAAUAAUAAUGCAAUUUUGAAUUCGGUACUUUCAAUAAGGAAUAAAAAAAGACUUUAAGGACAACUGAAAGCCCAUCUUUUAAAAAGAAUCAAGAUUUAGAGGAUAUGAAAUUAAAAUUAAAUGAUCACUAUGAUAAAUAUGAACAAGAAAAAGAGAAUAGAGGAUAAGAUAUAAAUAAAAAAUAAGAGAGGAAUACACAGAAUCAAAAGAAGUAAAUAGUUAAUAAUAACAACAACAAUAAUAAUAACAACAAUAAUAACAAUUAUAAUAAUAAAUAAAAAAUUGAUUUAAUUCCAAGCCUAAAAAGGAAAGCCAAACUUAGAUAAUAACAUAAUAUUUGA